Molecule: messenger RNA, 4989 nt
Organism: Leucoraja erinaceus (little skate)
Lineage: Eukaryota; Metazoa; Chordata; Chondrichthyes; Rajiformes; Rajidae
Product: hepatocyte nuclear factor 4-gamma-like
Exons: 10
Coding region: 542-1774 (410 amino acids)
Biological process (GO): cell differentiation; regulation of transcription by RNA polymerase II; anatomical structure development
Cellular component (GO): nucleus
Molecular function (GO): nuclear steroid receptor activity; RNA polymerase II cis-regulatory region sequence-specific DNA binding; zinc ion binding
Source: RefSeq, a predicted model, not a curated record
GGAGUCUACGGGGAAAGGUAAGAGCGCUUUCUGUUUUGUAUAUGCGGACCUAUGUGCUGCAUGUAAAAAAUGUUCUGAUCGAAACAGCGAAACAUUCAGCAGCCGUGUUUUGCGAUGCGUUAGGGAGUCGGGGAGAGACCAGGUUAAAGUGCGAGCAAAAUCCCUCGCUCCAGUGCGAAUUGCAUUGAGAAGGUUACACGGGAGAGUGGGGAAAGGCCAGCGCUAGGCAAGGUAACAAAGUGACGGUGGAGAGAGAACUGGGCAACAAGUGGCUUUGACGUUAGUUACUGUUUAACAUCUCCACCCACUUGGAGCCGAUUCAAAGAUCGAUGCGGUGACAGCUUGGCCAGGCCCCGGCGCCUGGGAGGCAGCCGAGCCCAGCGGCAGAUGGCAAGGGAGCACCUUCUUCCUACAGAGUCCUCCCUGCGCUGCGACCCCGGCCGCCGACAGCCGCCGCCUCUGCCGCCCACUGCAAUGACAGCAGGCGGCGCGGAUGCCUCGUAACCAGACUUAAGAGACUUCCACAACCGAGCCAAACACCAUGAACACAUCAGAGAGUGGAAUAAGCAGUUUGUGUGCAAUAUGUGGGGACCGAGCCACAGGCAAACACUAUGGUGCCUCCAGUUGUGAUGGAUGCAAGGGUUUCUUCAGGAGAAGCAUAAGGAAGAGUCAUGUAUACUCAUGCAGGUUUAAUCGGCAGUGUGUUGUUGACAAAGAUAAGAGGAACCAAUGCAGAUAUUGCAGAUUGAAGAAAUGUUUCCGAGCUGGGAUGAAGAAAGAAGCUGUACAAAACGAACGUGAUCGGAUCAGCAACAGAAGGAACAGCUACGAGAGUGGCAACUCCCCUUCCAUCAAUGUGCUGGCUCAGGCUGAAGCCCUUUCUCAUCAGCAGAUCGCCCUUUCGGUUUCUGCAGCAAACACAGACAUCAACACAAAGAAAGUUGCUACUAUUAGUGAUGUCUGUGAGUCAAUGAAGGAACAGUUGUUGAUUUUGGUGGAAUGGGCAAAGUACAUUCCAGCUUUCUGCGAACUGCCUUUGGAUGAUCAGGUUGCUUUGUUGAGAGCACAUGCUGGGGAACACUUGCUGCUUGGAGUGGCGAAGCGUUCUACAUCGUAUAAAGACAUCCUAUUGCUAGGGAACGAUUAUGCUAUACAUCGCAACAGUCCGGAAAUGGAAAUUAGUCGUGUGGCAAAUAGGAUUUUGGAUGAGUUGGUGCAGCCUUUCCAAGAAAUUCAGAUAGAUGACAAUGAAUAUGCCUGUUUGAAAGCAAUUGUGUUCUUCGAUCCAGAUGCAAAAGCUCUAAAUGAUCCAACAAAAAUCAAGAGCAUGCGUUAUCAAGUGCAAGUUAGUUUGGAGGAUUACAUUAAUGAUCGACAGUAUGAUUCUCGAGGACGAUUCGGGGAACUGCUGCUGCUGUUGCCAACUCUUCAGAGUAUAACCUGGCAAAUGAUUGAACAAAUUCAAUUUGUCAAACUUUUUGGACUAGCUAAGAUUGACAACUUGCUCCAAGAAAUGCUGCUGGGAGGUACAACUAAUGAAGCAAGUCAUCUCCAUCAUCCUUUAAACCCUCAUGUAGCCCAGGAUCCCAUAACAGGCCAAACCAUUUUGAUCAGUUCAAUUCCUACAGCAACUCACAGUCAACAGAUAUCUGCACCAGAAACACCACUACCAUCUCCUCCACAAGGUUCAGGACAAGAGCAAUACAAGCUUGCUUCAAAUCAACUUUCCGUUAUUUCUCAGCAUGGUCCGUUGCCAAAACCAAAGGGCUUAUGAUGCCAAACAUAAAGAAUGACAGAUUGUGCUUUUCUAUCCUGUUGAAUAUGAGAAAGAUGAAUUAAAUUACAGAAUCUGAAUCAAGCCAUGGGUAGAAAGCAACACUGCCAUUCUGUACAAUAUUCCAUUAAUUUCAUGACUUUGCCAACAAUUUGUUUUAAUGGAAUAUGCCACUGCAGGAGCAAGAAGUCUUAAACACAUGUUGCAAUCUCAGGUUAAUAUUUUAAAGAGAUUUUGUUUAAAGCUAUUUGAAAAUGGAUAAACUUAUCACGUCAUAAUUUUUUAUAAAUUGUAGAUUAAAUUCGACCAUUUUUAAAAUGGUUGACUGUUUUACUAUUUUACAUAUUAAAGUAGCAAUAAUUACAAUGUUUGACAGGGAAUAAAAUAAUUGUGUCAUAGUUGAUAAUGUUAUGAACCACUGGCUUCUCUUAAGCUUUGAUGUACAUGAAGAUGUCUAAAGAAAGCACAUAGAAAAUUACUAAAUGAGUUACAAAGUGGUAACACAACCAAAGUAAGAUAAUUGCAAAAUGUCAAAUUUACAUUAUUACAACCAGUAUCAUUAUACCAAGUAAUUUUAAAAAGGAAUAAUACAUAUGUUUUUAAAAAUGCUCCUGCGUUGAAUCGUGCUAUCUAAGUUCAUUGCUUACUCUACUAUCUCCGAAGAUAGACACAAAAAGCUGGAGUAACUCAGCAGGACAGACAGCAUCUCUGGAGAGAAGGAAUGGGUGACAUUUUGUGUUGAGACCCUUCUUCAGAUUGAAGAAGGAUCUCGACCCGAUAUGUCACACAUUCCUUCUCUCCAGAGAUGCUGCCUGAGUUACUCCAACUUUUUGUAUCUAUCUUCGGUUUAAACCAGCAUCUGCAGUUCUUUCCUACACAUUUUGUUUACUAUCUCUGAAAUAUUUCAUACUGGCAGCAAAAGGGCAUGCCAGGAAUUAUUUGACCAGGCAAAAAGUAAUACAAUUCAUUUUUUACCAGAACCGUUAUUAUUCUCUACCUUUUUAUGAAAUCAGGGCAGAUCAAAUCAAAUUAGCUUCCAAACUAAUAUCACAUUUUUAUAUUGAAUUAAAGUUGAUCUUUUAAUAUGGUUGGUGAAUAGACUUUGCUCCAAUAAUUUUUGACUAUGAACUGCCUUAAAUUGCUAAAUGCAUAAUUUUGAUCUACCUUGUGUAAAUGGAGUGAAACAAUUAUAUGACUUUUUCUUGUUUGUAUAUAAUGAGUAAUUGGAUAAUCAUUGUAAUUUAUUGUGAUGGAAUGAUCUAUUUUAUAAAUGAAAUUAUUUUUGUAUGAAUUAUUGUUAAUGAUUCAAAAAUGAUCAAAUCCUGGAAGUAAAUCAAUACUGGAAUGUGAAGUGUACAGAGUUUUAAAUAUAAUUUUGCAUUAUAAAAAUGUUGAAUAUUCAGUACAUUUUAUGUACUUGCAGAAAAAUCCUACUCUUCACAUGGUAAAAUACAAAUAAAUGUUAAUAUCUUGCCAUCCACAAUAACUGAUUUUAUGUAGCUCUGGUAUUCCUAUUAUUCCUAAUAAUUUUAUGGAUGUUAAUUGCAUGUCAACUACAGUGAUGAUUUGUUUAGUGCAUUUAUACAUUGCCUUCACUAAGUAGGUCAAGACGGACAGUUAAUGGUUGACUGCUCCUUUGAAAGCCUUAUAAUUCCCAAUUAAUUAUAAAAUGACACCGCCAUGCAUAGUCGUUAAAGGUGAGAUUGUUUUGGUUGGCUAUAUUUGUUAACUAUUAUUUUCUUAACCAUUUUGGUGCCUUGCGUCAUAAAUCCAGAAUUAGUUCCAGGCUUUUGAUCAGUUGAAGCCACCAACUCUGAACCAGGGGCCACGGCUCAAUUGCAAGGAGCGAGCAGGAACUGGUGCCUUGACUGAUAAAUCCCUGUCACUUGCAUGCCAGUAACUGGGUCUGGUAAUGGGUGGGGGCGGGGGUUGAAGUUGGUGAAGGCUGGAGAAAAUUAGUUACAAUUAUCCAGUGGUAUACUUGCAACUAAUACAGAAUGGUAAAGCACAGGAAUCGGCCCUACGACCCACAAUUUCCAUUUCAAAUAUGAUGCCCAUUUAUCAAUAGUCAAUAGUGCUUUCAACUAAUCUUUUCUGCUUGCAUGUGAUCCAUAGCACGCCAUCCCCUGCAUAUCCAAGUGCCUAUCUAAAAAACCCUUAAAAUGCGCUUUUGUAUAUAUCUCCACCAUCCCUAGCACCAGGCACUCACUACUUUACACAAAAUCACUGCCCUGGAAGUAAAUCAAUACUGGAAUGUAAAUAGUACACAGUUUUAAAUAUAAUUUUGCAUUGCAAAAAUGAGUUGAAUAUUCCAGGGUCUUUGAUAUUUCCACCAUGGGAGAAAGAUUCUGACUCUCUACCAUAUCCAUGCCUCUUAUAAUUUUGCAUACCGGUACUUCUAAUGGGUCUUCCCACCAAUGUUCCAGAGAAUAGUCCAAAUUUGUCCAACCUCUUCAUAGAGCUAAUAUCUCUAAUCAAUGCAAUCUUCUGGUAAACCUCUUCUGCACCCUCCUCAAAACCGCCACAUCCUUCCUGUUAUAGGGCGACCAAAACUGCACACAAUAUUCCAAAUGUGGUCUAACCAACGUCCUACAAAGCUGCAACAUGAGGUCCUGACUCUUAUACUUAAUGCUAGGACCGAUGGAGGCAAGUAUACCAUGUGCUUUCAUUACCAUGCAAUCUGAUGCUGUUGCUACUUUCAGGGAGCCAUGGAUAAAAUUCCUCUGUACAUUAAUGCUUUAAGUGUCUUACCAAUAACUGUAUUCUAUCCCCUUACAUUCUACUUUUCGAAGUACAACAUCUGACAUUUGCUCGGAUUAAGCUCCAACUGCGAUUUCUUCACUCAUUUCUGUAGCAGAUCUAUAAUCUCCCGUGUACUUUUGACAGCCUUCCCCACUGCUCACAUCUCCACCAGUUCUGGUGUUGUCUACAAAUUUACUAGCCAACCCAUCUGCACUUGAUUUAAAGUUAUUGAUAGACAAUCUGCAAUGACGAGUUACUAAAACACAAACAAGUUACUAAAACACAGGACUCCCAUCGGCCAAAAGGUUUACAAAACUAAGCUAGAUGGAAUGAGUAAUGAAUACUUUCUCCUUCUUAUUUACGAUUUCCUGGCCUAUAUCAGCACAAGGCAGCACAGUGGCGCAGCGUUAGAGCUGCUGCCUUACAGCACCAGAGGAUGGGGUUCAAUCCUGAAGGAUGCUUGUCUGUAUGGA